Vitis riparia (riverbank grape) is the source of this 928-nucleotide messenger RNA. RefSeq lists its product as uncharacterized. Bases 157 to 573 code for a protein of 138 amino acids. Lineage: Eukaryota; Viridiplantae; Streptophyta; Magnoliopsida; Vitales; Vitaceae. The record is from RefSeq and is a predicted model, not a curated record. The transcript is spliced from 5 exons.
AGUCUUUUCCUCCAUCCAAAGAGGGAAAUGCUGUAGAGAAAUCUCAAUCUCUCUUGUCUUCGUCUCUUUAAUUCUGAAUUCAGCUCGUUUCUACAGCGUCUCAUCCUGAACUCAGAAGGUAACUGAAUAUCCUCCUGCCAUAAGUAUCCUGUUGACAUGGACCCAUGGAAGCUGUUGGAAAGCACAGAAGUGGUGUUGUUUGAAGACAAGAGUUUAGUGGAAGAAUUGAGAGAGUUAAGAAAGCUGAGAACUGCUGUCAUGGUGGAGAAAUGUCUUGGUCAGAAUGAUGUGGUCACUUGUCCUAAACCAAGAAGGCAGCAGAUAAGCAGGCAAUGUGGACGACAUAUUGAUGCCAAAGUUGGAGCUGAGCUGUCUGAUAUUAUCACAAGCAAGGCUUCUCCCCCUUAUUAUUCUGUUUCCCCACCAAUCCGAGCUGGCAAUCCCCUUGUUCAAGAUGCCAGAUUCCUGCAGCAAUGGGGCUCACAAGGAGCUGUUCAUGGGACCCAGACAGAAGGUUUCCAUAGAGCUACUCAUCGCACUCAAAGGACCCGAAGCGUCUCAACAAUGGCCUGAGACAUUGUUUUGCAGCAUUCUAGACCAUUGACCAUCAUAUGCAUAAUAGAAAGCAUCCUCUGGGAAAACUUUGAAACUUUCAGUUGUGAUGAUGUCAUGUACAUAUAAGCCAUCCCAUUCCCUUUUUCUUCUUUUUAGAAUUUUAGAACUUGGGAUGCCUUUUCUUCCUUUUAGAAUUUGAGAAGGGUGUCAUCUUGUAGUUUGUUUUGAUCUUUGGUUUGAUGUAUAUACAUGUGAAGUACCUGCCUGGGUACUUCAGGGAAAAUGCCCUUUGUUGCAUAAAUGCAUUAAACUCAUGGAAUUUAAAUUUUGAUGAAUAAAAUGUUUGCAGUUUUGUACUGCUAAGAACUGGUAA